ACAUAUCAAAACAUAGCUAGAUUGAUAAAGUAACCAAAGUCGCGUAACGAAUUUAUCUUUGCUAACUCUAAGAGUUAGGGUGAAAGUAUGAAAUCAGUAAUUAUAUGCACUUACUAGAAAUGGCGAUAACUAUGCGUCUUCUAUUCCGUAAUAUAAACAGAGCGUUUUACUGCUCGACCUCCAAACAUAAUAUCAAUUCCAAUUCGGAGAAAACAAUAUCAAGUAAUGAUGCGAUUAAGGAUUGGAGAGUGGAGCUGUACGACACCAUGAAAGUCCUGCCGAACUUUAUCAGUGAGAAAGAGGAAGAUAUCCUGAUACAAGAGGUUGAUCCCUAUAUGAAACGACUGCGCUAUGAGUUUUCCCAUUGGGACAAUGCAAUACAUGGCUAUAGAGAAACCGAAUGGAAGAAGUGGAGCAAAGAUAGUUCUCAGAUUCUUGACAGAGUUCGUAGAAAAGCAUUCUCAUCAGAAAUGAUACAGCUUUCGCUUGUGCAUAUAUUAGACUUAGCUCCUGAAGGCUGGAUAAAGCCACAUAUUGACAGUGUUAGGUUCUGCGGAGGUAUUAUUGCAGGAUUGAGUUUGCUGAGUGACAGCGUAAUGAGAUUGGCGAUGGAAGGACAUGAAGAGGAAUGUGUCGCGUGUUUUCUAUUGCCGAGGAGAUCAUUAUACAUCAUGAGUGGCAUUGCGAGGUACAAGUACAAUCACGAAAUCCUCAAGUCUGAGGAAUCGUACUUUGAGGGACGACACGUACCAAAAGGCAGACGCAUUUCUAUAAUAUGUAGAACCGAGGCUGAUCCCAAAGUUACUUAAUCUAAUCGAUUACGUCAUCAAUUGCGUAAUCUAGAUAUCAUAGUAUAUCAAAAUAUCUCUGUAAAUAUCUAAAGUUCAAUUGUUAUAGCAGAAUCAAAUUGUUAAUAAAGUAUGUUGUUUGAAAUUAG
Acromyrmex echinatior (Panamanian leafcutter ant) is the source of this 937-nucleotide messenger RNA. RefSeq names its product RNA demethylase ALKBH7, mitochondrial. Gene Ontology annotation, cellular component: mitochondrial matrix. Lineage: Eukaryota; Metazoa; Arthropoda; Insecta; Hymenoptera; Formicidae. The record is from RefSeq and is a predicted model, not a curated record. Gene Ontology annotation, biological process: fatty acid metabolic process; DNA damage response.